ACUCUUGUCAGACUUUCGACAGUCUUUCAACACAUUCUUCACAGAACUUUGGCAGACCUUCAGGAUGGCAAACAUGGCAGCUGAGCUGGCCCGGAGGAAGGCCCGGGAGGAGGAUGGUGCGGGCAGCCAGGCCAAUGCCGUCCCCUUCAACCAGCAGGACUUUGAGCAGCUUCGCAGCAAGUGCCUGCAGAGUGGUUCGCUGUUCUGUGACCCAACCUUCCCUGCAAGUUGGGACUCUCUGGGUUACAACCAGCUGGGCCGCUACUCGUGCAAAACCGUCGGAGUGGAGUGGAAACGCCCCAAGGAGCUGUGUUCUGAUCCUCAGUUCAUCAUGGAUGGAGCAAACAGAACUGACAUCUGUCAGGGAGCUCUGGGUGACUGCUGGCUGCUGGCUGCCAUCGCCUCCCUGACUCUGGACCCUCAGAUUCUGAACAGAGUGGUGCCUCCUAGUCAGAGCUUCACGUCACAGUAUGCCGGCAUCUUUCACUUCCAGCUGUGGCAGUAUGGGGAGUGGGUGGACGUGGUGAUCGAUGACCAGCUGCCGGCCAAAGACGGAGAGCUGCUGUUUGUCCACUCGGCUGAGGGGAGGGAGUUCUGGAGUGCCCUGCUGGAGAAGGCCUACGCCAAGGUGAACAGCUCGUACGAGGCUCUGAGCGGAGGCUCGUCCAUUGAAGGUUGUGAGGAUUUUACCGGAGGAAUCUCAGAGAGCUACGACCUGAAGGAGGCUCCGCCCUUCCUGGUCAACAUCAUGAGGAAAGCUCUGAAGCUCGGCUCGCUGCUCGGCUGCUCCAUCGACAUUUCCAGCUCGCAGGACAAGGAGGCCAUCACCCCUCAGCACCUGGUUAAAGGCCACGCCUACUCCGUCACCGGAGCACAGCAGGUUCAUAACUGCGGCUCUUUGGUGGACCUGGUGAGGAUCCGAAACCCCUGGGGCACGGUGGAGUGGACCGGGGCCUGGAGCGACGAUUCAAAAGAAUGGGACGAAGUUGAGCCCGAGGAGAAGAGGAAGCUGGAUUACUCUGCUGACGAUGGAGAGUUCUGGAUGUCCUACAAUGACUUCCUGCAUCAUUUCUCUUCCCUCGACAUCUGCAACCUGACGCCUGAUGCACUGGCCAGCGAUGAGGUCGGUCGCUGGAACUACGCAGAGUUCGAAGGACAGUGGAGAGUCGGCUCCACCGCUGGAGGCUGCAGGAACUACCUCGCCACAUUCUGCUCCAACCCUCAGUUCUUCAUCCGGCUGGAGGACAUGGACGACGACCCACACGACGGCGUGGACGGCUGCACCGUCCUGAUUGGUCUGAUGCAGAAAGAUGCUCGCAGAGAGAGCCGCUUCGGACGAGACCUCAACUCCAUCGGAUUCGCCAUCUACAAGGUUCCUGAUGAGUACAAAGGUCGCAGUAACGUCCGCCUGGGCCCGGACGUCCUGCUGAGGACGCCGGCUGUGACCAACAGUAAGUUCAUCAACCUGCGGGAGGUGUGAAACCCCCCGGGAGAGUAUGCCACCACCCCCCCCACCUUCGAGCCGCACCGCAAAGGAAGCUUCAUUCUGAGGGUGUUCACAGAGAAAGAGGCCCACACCAGCCCGAUGGAAGAGGACAUCCACGCCGACAUCCCGGAGCCCAACAUCAAACACGACGACGUGGAUCCGCACUUCAAACAUCUCUUUGUCCGGAUCUCUGGAAACGACUCGGAGAUUUCCGCCCUUGAGCUCCAACAGAUUCUCGACAAAGUUUUGGCUCAGAGGUCUGAUGUAAAAAGUGACGGCUUCAGCCUGCAGACCUGCCGUGACAUCAUCAGCCUGCAGGACACGGACGGCAGCGGCACCCUGGCCCUGGUGGAGUUUCACCGCGUGUGGACAAAGAUGCAGAGAUACCUGGAUGUCUUUAAGGAUCAUGACUCGGACGGUUCUGGUACAAUGAGCAGUCAUGAGAUGCGAGCGGCUCUGGCUGAAGCUGGUUUCCAGGUGAACAGCACUGUGAUCCAGGAGGUUGUCAGGCACUACGCCGACUCCAGCUACGCCAUCAACUUCGAUGGCUUCAUCGGCUGCUUGGGCCGACUGGAGAUGCACCCA
Messenger RNA from Monopterus albus (swamp eel), 2071 nucleotides. RefSeq names its product calpain 8 (gene capn8). The annotation marks the transcript as partial. The transcript is spliced from 19 exons. NCBI's taxonomy places the organism in Eukaryota, Metazoa, Chordata, Actinopteri, Synbranchiformes, Synbranchidae. The record is from RefSeq and is a predicted model, not a curated record. Gene Ontology annotation, biological process: proteolysis. Gene Ontology annotation, molecular function: calcium-dependent cysteine-type endopeptidase activity; calcium ion binding. Gene Ontology annotation, cellular component: cytoplasm.